Messenger RNA from Nicotiana attenuata, 578 nucleotides. RefSeq names its product non-specific lipid-transfer protein 13-like. NCBI's taxonomy places the organism in Eukaryota, Viridiplantae, Streptophyta, Magnoliopsida, Solanales, Solanaceae. Gene Ontology annotation, biological process: lipid transport. Gene Ontology annotation, molecular function: lipid binding. The record is from RefSeq and is a predicted model, not a curated record. The transcript is spliced from 2 exons. The coding region runs from base 44 to 427 and encodes 127 amino acids. Gene Ontology annotation, cellular component: membrane.
UGUACUAAGUUCCAUCACUGACUAUAAGAACAACAAGAAGCAAAUGGCAGCCAAGAAUUUAACAGUCACAUUUCUUAUACUUGUCCUAGUCGCGGCUCCAUUUCCAGGCAUAGCAGUCUAUGUUACUCCUGGAAAUGUAACGUGCCACGACGUUAUUAAUUACUUCGCGUAUUGCCAAGAAUAUGUAGAUGGAGAUUAUGAAGAUCCAACUCCAGCGUGUUGCGAUAACUUACAUAUUAUGAACGAGAAUGUGAAAAAGGAUAAUACAGAAGCUCGUAGGUAUUGUUAUUGUAUUGAAGUUUUCUGUGCUACAGUUGGUCGUCCUCAUCCUCCUUAUCUUCAGUCUCGGAUUACAGAUCUUAAUACAAAAUGUAACUUUCAUCGUAGUUUUCCCAUCUCUGAGCACAUGGACUGCACAAAUGUUUAGUAAGAGAAUAUUCAGCUCUGCAGAAGGAUAGCAGUUCUCCACAAUUAUAUGUUAGAAAAAGAAAAUAUAUUGUAUAUAUAUGAAUUGGACGAAUGAUGAAUUGAUCAUACUUAUCUCAACAUGUAGUACAACACCUCAAUCCCAGCCUGGG